GUCGUACCCACCAUGGUGCCGUGCACGUGAUGGGCAAGAUGUCCGUGCAACCGCCAUUUGACCUUCUUCCCUACACCACAUCACGUUUGGAGCCUCAUAUUUCUGAACAGAAAUAUGUUUGAUGUCGUGGUCUAAUCCCAGGUCUUAUGUGCUGGCCUAAGAUUCUAAUUUCCCCACCCUUUCAACGCUGUUCUGCACGACUUCUAACGAUCUAACGAUCUUUGUAGCCCAUAGGCUACUGCUGUAUAUACUUCCCCUCGCAUGUUCCCAGCCAACUGCUUCCAGCGGCUGCGGUCUUCCAUAGGCCUGAGGACAAACUUGGCUCGGUCCAGAUUCAUCAAACAACAUGCACUGCCUAUCGCCCGUCGACAGAGCUCGACCAUGCCCUUCAGGAGCCAACGUUCCUGGUCCCCAAUUAUCAUCGGCUCGAUCGCUAGCGGACUUAUCGGAUAUUCAUUAAGCGCUUUUGGGAAACCUUCUCUGACAUCACAGGUUCUGGGAGAGGCGGGACCACAAUAUGGCACUCCAAAAGACUUUGAACAGGCUAUCAAGGAGCUUCGCACUUUGUUUGAUUCAGACGAUGUUGUUUCUACCCAUCCGGAGGACCUUCGUAUUCACGGAUUUUCGGAGAAUGACUACCACCCAAGUGCACCACAUACCGUCAUCGUGUACCCAAGGAGUACAGAAGAUGUAGUCAAAAUCGUCAAGACUGCCGUCAAGUACCGUAUGCCCGUCACCCCUUUCUCUGGUGGUACUUGCUUAGAGGGGAGUUAUCGUGGCAGCCCUGUCGGCGGCAUUUGUGUUGAUAUGUCCAGCAUGAACAAGAUUCUCGAAAUUCAUGAGGCAGACUCGGACCUUGUUUGUCAGCCUGGUGUCGGAUGGAUGGAAAUCAAUGAGACCUUGCAGCAGAAAGGCAUACCGUUGUUCUUUCCCUUGGAUCCCGGUCCAGGCGCAACUAUGGGCGGCAUGAUGAGCACUGGUUGUUCAGGCACAAAUGCCGUCCGGUACGGUACUGCAAAGGGCGAAUGGUUCCUCAAUGCAACGGUCGUUCUUCCCUCUGGAGAAGUCAUAAAGACUCGUCAACGUGCACGGAAAUCUUCAGCUGGUUUUGACACCACGAAGUUGUUCAUCGGUGCUGAGGGUACUCUUGGUAUCAUCACAGAAGUCACCAUCCGGUUAGCUCCUCUUCUGCCAACAACAGUCGCCGUCGUUCACUUCCCCGAUGUCAAAUGCGCGACGGAGGCCGUCAUCGAUGUAAUCAACCGCGGCGUUGGCAUUCAAUGCGUCGAACUCUGCGACUCCGAAUUCAUGCGUUCUAUAAAUUUGUUUGGUGCAUCUCAGCGCAAAUACCCUGAGCAGGAUUCUCUGUUCUUCAAAUUCCAAGGUCCAACGCCUGCUUCGAUCGCCGAGACCGCGAAGAUCGUCGAAGAAAUUGUGCAGAAGCACGGUGGUACUGGUUUUGAACUCGCGCGUUCUGAGAAGGAAGCACGGGACCUGUGGGCAGACAGGAAAAAUGCGCUCUAUUCUGGUUUGGCCCUCUUGGAAGGGAGUCGAGGGUGGAGUACCGAUGUUUGCGUGCCAAUUUCGAAACUCCCGCAGCUUGUGCUUGAAACCAAGAAAGACCUGGAACGAUUAGGCCUUGUAUCAAUACUUAUAGGACACGUUGGCGACGGCAAUUUCCACACCCUGCUUCUUUUCCGUAAUGACAAGGAGCUCGAAACCGUUCGCGAAGCAGUGCAUAUGAUGGUGGAGCGUGCGAUAAAGCUUGAAGGCACUUGCACUGGUGAACACGGGGUUGGGAUUGGAAAGCGGGAAUAUCUGUACGAAGAACUUGGCGAGGGAACGGUGGAAUUAAUGCGGUCCGUCAAGAGGACCAUCGACCCGCUGGGUCUGUUUAACCCUGGAAAGUUGUAUCCAGACAAGAUUGAUAAGAAGUCAAAACAUUGAUGAUUUUUACGAUCAACCACGUAUUUUAUGAUGCAGAAUCAUUGGAGCUAUUCUGUUGUAUUUCUUGAACUGUAUCCAUUCCAUGUGAAUGUAGCGCGACCAUGUCCUCACAUCUUGAAGUUAUCUCCUGUGCCCCCCGAU
This is a messenger RNA of Suillus paluster, 2088 nucleotides long. Its product is annotated as FAD-linked oxidase-like protein. NCBI's taxonomy places the organism in Eukaryota, Fungi, Basidiomycota, Agaricomycetes, Boletales, Suillaceae. Bases 262 to 1947 code for a protein of 561 amino acids. Gene Ontology annotation, molecular function: D-lactate dehydrogenase (cytochrome) activity; D-lactate dehydrogenase (NAD+) activity; FAD binding. Gene Ontology annotation, biological process: lactate catabolic process. Gene Ontology annotation, cellular component: mitochondrion. The record is from RefSeq and is a predicted model, not a curated record. The transcript has 15 exons.